Trypanosoma brucei brucei TREU927 is the source of this 1824-nucleotide messenger RNA. RefSeq lists its product as hypothetical. The record is from RefSeq and is a predicted model, not a curated record. NCBI's taxonomy places the organism in Eukaryota, Euglenozoa, Kinetoplastea, Trypanosomatida, Trypanosomatidae. The coding region runs from base 1 to 1824 and encodes 607 amino acids. The transcript has a single exon.
AUGACGACGAUGCAGAGGGUAGACGCGAUGUUGGGACGGUUUGACCGCAAGUCCCCACGCGCGAGCUACGCACAGAUCUGCGAGGAGAUGGGAAUUAACCGUCAGAGGCACGUCUCGCUCCUACUCAGUGAUGCACCACGCGACUGGGAUAAGCACCGUGUGAUUGACUGCUCCAAGUGUGUUCUCGGUGCGAAGGGUUGCUUGGCCGUAUUGCCGCUUGUACUUUGCAGCCGUUCGCUCCGCCGUGUCUCGUUCAGUGGCUGCCACGUCACGGAUGAAUUUGUCUCUGAACUUGCCGAGAUCCUGCAGGACCAUCAAUCGAUUCGAAGCAUUGACGUGAGCAACAACCCACUUGUGACGGUAUGCAGCGCGAGCCCCAUCAUUAGAAUGUUGCGCGCUAACAAGAAUGUCGUUCGGUUUUGUGUGGAGGACACCCACAUUGGUACUAAUGUCAUGAACAUUAUCGACGACCUCUGCGAUAAGAACCAGAAUGAAGUGGCCAACUACUACGCCGAUGACUACUUCCGUAUGAAAUAUCUCUUCAAUUAUCUCGACGGUGAUGCCUCCGGAUGGGUAUCAAUGCGCAGUCUGGUGCUUAAUGCCCCAUUCCCUGUGCUUCAGGAGCAGUUGAUUGAGAGAAUAGCGGCGAAGCGGCCAAAGAAGCGCUCCAACGGUACAAUUUCUGUCAACACCUUUCUUGAGCUUGUCUACUUCAACUACAAAACGGACGUGGAGAUUGCCCGCCGCAUGGCUGAAACGGAUGUUGAGUACCGUAAUAUUAUCCUUAACUGGAAGCACCUCCUCGAUGCCAUGGAUUCACCGGAGGGCGAGCCUGAAGGAAAGAAACAGAACGACGAUGAGGAGGAUGAGGAAGAAUUCGCCGAGUUGGAAGACCCCGAAGAAGAAAACGAAAAAGUCCCGCUCCCUGGUAAGCUCCCUAUUGUUCCGCCCGCCGAUUUCCACCGGCUGCGUAUCCGCAGCGUUGAGUUGACACCUGCUGAGGCUCGCGGGAUUAUUGCUCUGGCGGUAAAGCUCCAGAUCGAUGCUGACGCCCGCAACGAAGAGGAGGAGAGCACCACUGAGCCCCGAAAGGAAAUAAAACUUACAUACCAAUGUCUUCGCCGGGCAUACCGCACCAUUUCGCAGCCGCAGCCGCUCCCUCGACGUUUCCGCUUCCUUAAGGAGCACGGUGAGGAUUACGUCCCACCCAUGAUGCGCGCGGGGUCGCGGCUCAUCAGUAUUUCCAAACUGUCCUUCCUUGACAGUCAUUCUUCCAAUGCCAGUUUUGAUGCCAAUGAAACUAUGGAGGAAUCGGUCCUCGAUGGUGACGAGAACCGAACGCGCUGGUGGGCCCUUCCUCCUGCAAUGGUGCGCCUCAUUUCAAAGUUCUUCAACGAUCGGGCGGCGGAGCUGCCGAAGCGACGGCAAACAACUCUCGCCAUAUCUCCACGAACGCAGCGUGACCUUGCUAUGGAAAAGACAACUAUUCCUGUCCCCUUGUUCCUUUCGGCGGAGUUCACGACUGACCUUGAGACGUUGAAGCCGCGGUUGCUCACUGACCGCUUCCUGCAGUACGGUAUUCCCAUCGAAGAAUCUACCAUCACACUGCAGGAGAUGGUAAACUGCCUCAAUGAGUACUACCUAGAGGCGUCGGUUGACAAGCGACUCUCCGUAAAGGCCAUCCGCAUGAUGACGAUGCCAGAUGCCGAUGGCGCAGCGGAUUCUAAUAAGGGUUCUUUGGACACGGGCUCUGUCCCCAAGAUCACUUUGGAUAAAUCGCAGAUCUCUAAAGCCUCCACUGAUACGGCAGCCUUCGCACCUUAG